Molecule: messenger RNA, 2804 nt
Organism: Abrus precatorius (Indian licorice)
Lineage: Eukaryota; Viridiplantae; Streptophyta; Magnoliopsida; Fabales; Fabaceae
Product: WEB family protein At5g55860-like
Exons: 2
Coding region: 562-2517 (651 amino acids)
Source: RefSeq, a predicted model, not a curated record
ACGUAUAAGGUACUUGAAUUAGAAGCACUUCAGUGAGUGGAAUCUUGAUAAUAGAAACGAUUGCACAUGAUUAUUCUCUUUUCACUCUGUCCACCUUACUUGUUAAUGCAAAAUUUGUCUUCAAACACACACACGCUUCACAUUUUCUGUUCAUACAUACCCAUCUCUCUCUCUUUCCCUUCCUUCAAGUAUAUCAAGAUUCUUCACCGCGAUUUCACUCUGCAAUUCAAUGCCAGAAAUUCUAUUUUGUCUUGAAAAUCUUCAAGUGGCAGGCCUUGAAAGUUUUUUUUUUUUGGAACAUUUUUAACGAUUUUUCUUGGGGAUUCAGCUAAAGAUAGAAACUUUGAUGCGAUUUUGUUCGUGGGUUUUUGUUAAAAUGUCUGAAUAAGCUAUUUGGUGGUUGCUUUUGUGUGGAUUCGAAAAGAGAUCUCUGAUAUGUGGUAUUUUUGAGUUUUAUGUAUUUUUAUUUUUGUUUCGGUAUUGUAAGUUGUAACAUGUUGCGUUUUUAGCAGGUUGGCUUCGAAGGCCAUUAAUAUUAUAAAUAUUUAAAUAAAAGGCACUAUGGUAGCCAAAAUCAAGCGAAGUGUUACUAACUCGCCUAAUCCAACAAAACCAAAGGUUGGAGAGAUUGAUACCAGUCUACCUUUUCAAUCUGUUAAAGAUGCUGUUUCUCUAUUUGGUGAAGGCGCUUUCUCUGGCGAAAAACCUUCCAUUAAGAAGCCAAAACCUUAUUCUGCUGAGAGUGUUUGGGCCAAGGAGACACAACUUCACUCAGCCCAGAAAGAGCUGAAAAAAUUGAAGGAACAGCUAAAGAAUGCGGAAACUACCAAGGCUCAAGUCCUGGUGGAGCUUGAAAAGUCUAAAAGAGAGGCUGAGGAUCUGACACAAAAGCUUAAAGUUCUGAGUGAAUCCAGAGAAUCAGCAAUUCAAGCAACAGAAGCUUCAAAAAAUCUAGCAAAGCAGCUUAAUGAAGAAAAAUGUGGCAAUCUUGAUGGAACAAAUGGUGCUUGGAAAGAAGAGUUAGAAACUGCCGUUAAAAGGUAUGCAUCUGUCAUUAUAGAACUAGAUGUUGCAAAGCAAGAACUGAGGAAAAUUCGUCAAGGGUAUGAUUCAUCCUUGGAAGCAAGAGUUUCUGCCCUCCAGCAAGCAGCAGAAGCUGAAGAUGCAAUGAAGGCAAACACCGAAAGAGCGUCAGAACUCUCCAAAGAAAUUUUAGCUGUACAGGACUCAAUUGAGCAUAUGAAGGUUGCAUCUGUUCAAGCACAUCAAUAUGAAGAAGAGAUAUUCGCUGAGCAAAAUGUUCUAAGACAAUCAUAUGAAUCCACCCUUGAAGAAUCGAAAAAGAAGGUGCUUGAUUUAAAAAGGGAAUUCAAUCCAGACCUUACCAAAAAUCUUGAAAUGCAACUGACUGAGACAACGAACGAAAUUGCGACUCUCCAAAAGCAAAUAGAAAAUAAAAAGACAUCAGAUUUGGACUCUUUGAGAAGUGUCACCCUGGAGCUUGAUGAUGCUAAAGAAUCACUACAGAAAGUAACAGAACAGGAAAACUCCCUUAGAAGCUUGGUGGAAUCUCUUAGAGUGGAGCUAGAGAAUGUAAAAAGAGAACAGUCUGAAUUGAAGGAGAAAGAAUCCCAAACUGAAUCCAUUGUUAGGAAUCUGCAGGUAGAACUCAAGAGAAAUGAGUCUGAGCUUGAAUUCUACUUGGCAGAAGAAUAUAAAGCUAGAGGUGCGUCAGGGGAAAUGAUCUUGCAACUGAAUCAGUUGUCAUCUGAAACUGAAAAUGCAAGGCGUGAAGCAGAAGAUAUGAAGAACAUGGCAACAGAAUUGAGGACUGAAGCUGCAGUCUCCAAACUCGUGUUAGAAGAUGCUGAAGUAAAGCUUAAAGUAGCAUUGGAAGAAGCAGAAGCAGCAAAAGCAACAGAGGCAAAUGCUCUUGAUCAGAUCAGGAUCUUAUCUGAGACGACUAGCGCUGCUCACUCAUCAACUUCUGAAGCUAGUGCAAAAAUUACAAUCUCAAGGGAGGAGUUUGAAAUCCUAAGUCGUAAGGUUGAGAAGUCUAAUAAAUCAGCAGACAUCAAAGUGGCUGAAGCCACAACACAGGUUGAAUCUGUGAAGGCUAGUGAAAGUGAUGUUCUCAAAAGGUUGGAGGAAACUCAAAAGGAGAUUGGGGAUAUAAAGACAGAGACACAGGAGGCCUUAAAAAGAGCUGAGAUGGCUGAAGCCGCCAAGAGGGCGGUGGAGAGUGAGCUUAGAAAAUGGCGUGAGCGAGAGCAGAAGAAGGCGGCAGAAGCUGCAGCUAGAAAAUUGGUUGAAACACCAGAACUAUCUCCUCAGCACUAUAGGACUCAAAAGCAGAACUCUCCUCCAAAAAAAGUGGAGAUGAGGAAGCUAGAAAAAGAGAAGGUGUCAGUUUCAAAGAAAGUUCUGUUGCCUAGUAUUAGUGGCAUCUUCCACAGGAAAAAGAACCAGGUUGAGGGAACAUCUCCUUCUUACCUGCCUGGGGAGAAUACUGCAUGAAAUUUGCUCUUGCUUUUGUGCAGCUUAUGAAUGUGAGAUAAACAUGUUGACUUGUAUGCCAAAAAGCUGAGGCCAAUGUGAUCAGAUAUUUGUCAACAUAGUAUGAGGGAAGAUAAUUUUGAAAUGCUAGUAGUUUGGUCACAAUUAUUUUAUAAUGGAACUUGAGUAAUAGAUUAUUGUACAUUGCUAUUUCAUAUCUUGGUAGUAUGAUGAACUAUUUUAUGGCAAGCAUUAUAAUAAUGAUAAUUAUUCAAAAGAAAAUAAUAUAUUAUUCCAUAUGUCUUAUU